ACUUUUUCUCUUGCGGAUAUGGGCGGCUUGUGAGUGGUCCAGAGGGUUCCCAACCUGGAGACAUCAUGAGGUAGACUCUCCUGUUUUUGUAUAUUUUAGUGAGACUUUUCGAGUCUCUGUCUUGUUUUUCUCUUGUAACAUUUUUGUCAAUAAUGAGAGCCAUUUGGCGGUUGCAACACUGUAAAAACUUCAUAUCUUUAAACAAGCUCAAUUCUCAGACGUUGCCACUUGGACUAUUUUCGAUACCCUCUUUUCGUUUUCGGGUGGCUAUAUCCGCGAAAUCUCACAUCUCGACUGCUUCUUUCAUUUCUCCAAGUAAUCGCCAAGAAACAGUCAUGUCUGAAUCAAAACCUCAAGAAGAGGCAAAGCCUGUCGAAAAUGUUGAGACAAAGACGGAGGAGGAGUUACCACCACUGUCGGAUCAUGAGUUUAAGAUCUAUAAUCGAGCGGCCGACCAUAUGGAAUAUUUUCACAACAACUUCCGAAGAUCAUGGAACCUCCUAUGGAAUGCAUGCGCCAACAACCGUCGACCUCAAGGCAUGUCACUGAAGCAGUUCAUCAUGGAAGGUCUACAAUUCGCCGAGCAUCUCACUAUGCACCACAACAUCGAGGAGACAUACAUCUUCCCCGUGCUAGCCAAGAAGAUGCCUGAAUUCCGAGGAGGACGCGCCGAACUUCUUCGCCAGCACAAGCAGAUCCAUGCAGGUCUGGACCAUUUCGAAGAAUACCUCAAGAAAUGCAGGACUGGGGACGAGGAGUUUGAACUCAGUGUGCUCAAGACAAAGAUGGAGACUUGGGGUGAGGUGCUAUGGAAGCAUCUGGAUCAAGAGGUUGAGACUUUGGGGGCAAAUAAUAUGAGAAAAUACUGGACCAAGGAGGAGGUGAUGAGAUUACCCAUGUGAGAGAAGCUUUGAAUGCGCCUAUGACUUGUUAUUUAGCUGCGCUGUUAAUCAAUGUACACAUAAGCCGCAGAAAAUGUGUCAUGGCAAAAGAUUCCAUAGAUACUUAAUGCUGCUCAAGGGCGUCAAUGAUAUGUAGAUGGGAUACAAAGACUUAGAUGGGGCUCUCAACUCGAG
This is a messenger RNA of Fusarium redolens, 1076 nucleotides long. RefSeq lists its product as uncharacterized. NCBI's taxonomy places the organism in Eukaryota, Fungi, Ascomycota, Sordariomycetes, Hypocreales, Nectriaceae. The coding region runs from base 153 to 902 and encodes 249 amino acids. The record is from RefSeq and is a predicted model, not a curated record. The transcript is spliced from 2 exons.